ACUACAACACCCAAAAAAAACAGAGUUAAAAAUUUCAAUUAGGUUUCUUUGACACUCAUAUCUGUCUUAGAUUCUUGUGCUCAAAGAAAUCUUAAAACUGUUUACCUUUUUCUCUUUCCAUACAAAGUUUAGAUUUUUUCAAAGGCUUUUGAUCAGAAUCAAUGGAGAUCACAGCUGAAAAGAUGCAAAUGUCAAGGUUCAAAAGAAUCUGUGUCUUCUGUGGAAGCAGCCAGGGCAAGAAAAGUAGUUACCAAGAUGCUGCUGUUGAGCUUGGCAACGAACUGGUUUCAAGGAAUAUUGAUUUAGUCUAUGGAGGUGGGAGCAUAGGAUUGAUGGGUUUGGUUUCACAAGCUGUUCAUGAUGGUGGUCGUCAUGUUAUUGGAAUUAUUCCCAAGACCCUCAUGCCUAAAGAGUUGACUGGUGAAACAGUAGGAGAAGUAAGAGCAGUUGCAGAUAUGCACCAAAGGAAAGCUGAGAUGGCUAAGCACUCUGACGCUUUUAUUGCCUUACCAGGUGGAUAUGGAACCCUUGAAGAAUUGCUUGAAGUCAUAACUUGGGCUCAGCUUGGAAUACACGAAAAGCCGGUGGGUUUGCUUAAUGUUGAUGGAUACUACAACUCUCUGCUCUCAUUCAUCGAUAAAGCCGUUGAAGAAGGAUUCAUCAGCCCUACUGCUCGUGAGAUCAUCGUCUCCGCUCCUACUGCUAAAGAGCUUGUGAAAAAGCUAGAGGAAUACGCACCUUGCCAUGAAAGUGUUGCGUCUAAGCUUUGUUGGGAGACAUAACGGAUUGAAGAAUGAUCAAGAUCCAAUAUAUCUAUCUAUAUACCUAUUUAAAUAUCUUAUAUAUAGAUAAUGAAAAUGUGGGAGAUUUUCAAGAUUUCAAUCUUACUAAAAAGGGAAGGAAUAGAUUCUGAUUAGUUGGCGUAAAGUAAAAAAUAUUUCCACUACGGAGGAAUUAUUUUGUGUAAAUUAUUAUUAGUUGUUGUCUUUUUAACUCCAAACUAAGUGUCUUUUGAUUCUGUAUGAUCACCAACUCUCUUCUGUAACCAGACAAAAAUAG
Messenger RNA from Brassica oleracea var. oleracea, 1059 nucleotides. RefSeq names its product cytokinin riboside 5'-monophosphate phosphoribohydrolase LOG3-like. Gene Ontology annotation, cellular component: cytosol; nucleus. The transcript has 7 exons. Bases 162 to 782 code for a protein of 206 amino acids. Gene Ontology annotation, biological process: cytokinin biosynthetic process. Gene Ontology annotation, molecular function: hydrolase activity, hydrolyzing N-glycosyl compounds. NCBI's taxonomy places the organism in Eukaryota, Viridiplantae, Streptophyta, Magnoliopsida, Brassicales, Brassicaceae. The record is from RefSeq and is a predicted model, not a curated record.